This is a messenger RNA of Teleopsis dalmanni, 372 nucleotides long. Its product is annotated as cyclin-dependent kinase 16-like. The transcript has 3 exons. The record is from RefSeq and is a predicted model, not a curated record. Bases 1 to 372 code for a protein of 123 amino acids. Lineage: Eukaryota; Metazoa; Arthropoda; Insecta; Diptera; Diopsidae.
AUGGUUAAGUUGUAUUUAAACUGGGAUGGAGUUUUAGAAAAAGCGGAACAUAUUGGACCAAAGGGUUUAAACUGGCGUAGCACAGAUAGCACAGACCAUCAUGAUCGUGUCCAACGACAAUUAUCCGUUUCAUCCGAUAGUAAAUUACUCGACGAUGACAUACGGGAGGAGACACGCGUUAUAAUGCGUCCCAAAAAGCCACCCAGACCAAAAUCGGAAGUUUUUCUCAACAAACAGGACCCGCAUCCACGACGAAAACGUUUUAGUGCAUUUGGCGGUGACUCACCGUUUGGAAAAUCAGAUGCCUACAUAAAAUUGGAGCCACUUGGCGAAGGUUCAUAUGCUACUGUCUACAAAGGAUUUAGCAAGUAA